Molecule: messenger RNA, 993 nt
Organism: Eptesicus fuscus (big brown bat)
Lineage: Eukaryota; Metazoa; Chordata; Mammalia; Chiroptera; Vespertilionidae
Gene: GPR15
Product: G protein-coupled receptor 15
Exons: 2
Coding region: 1-939 (312 amino acids)
Biological process (GO): G protein-coupled receptor signaling pathway; immune response
Cellular component (GO): membrane
Molecular function (GO): G protein-coupled receptor activity
Source: RefSeq, a predicted model, not a curated record
AUGGACCCAGAAGCAACCUCUGUUUAUUGGGAUUAUUUAUAUGGGACAAGCCCAAAUCCGGAUGGUCUGGAGGAGACCCACUUCCAUGCUCCUUACACAUCUGUUUUCCUUCCCGUCUUUUACACAACCGUGUUCCUGAUCGGCGUGCUGGGGAACCUCCUCCUCAUGAGUGCGUUGCACUUCAAACGGGGCAGCCGAAGACUGAUCGACAUCUUUAUCAUGAACCUGGCCGCCUCUGACUUCAUUUUCCUCAUCACGCUGCCUCUCUGGGUGGACAAAGAAGCCUCGUCAGGACUGUGGCGAACAGGUUCUUUCCUGUGCAAAAGCAGCUCCUACAUGAUCUCAGUCAACAUGCACUGCAGUGUCUUCCUGCUCACCUGCAUGAGCAUUGACCGCUACCUGGCCAUUGUGUGUCCAGCCGCAUCCCGGAAACUCAGAAGGAGGGACUGUGCGUAUGGAGUCUGUGCCAGUGUCUGGUUUAUCUCCUGCCUCCUGGGGUUGCCUACUCUUCUGUCCAGGGAGCUCACCCUGAUUAAGGAUAAGCCAUACUGUGCAGAGCAGAGGGCCACUUCAAUUAAACUGACUUGGGCCCUGGUGUCCUUAAUUUUUACCUUUUUUGCGCCUUUGGUGAGCAUUGUGACCUGCUACUGUUGUAUCACAAGGAAGCUGUGUGCCCAUUACCAGCAGACGGGAAAGCAUAACAAGAAGCUGAGGAAAUCCAUCAAGAUCAUAUUUAUUGUCGUGGCAGCCUUUGUCAUCUCCUGGCUGCCCUUUAAUACGUUCAAGCUCCUGGCCAUUGUGUCUGGGUUGCAGCAAGAACAUUACUUUUCCUCGUCUAUUCUCCAGCUGGGCAUGGAGGAGCUCCUGCACCUUAAACAUCAACCAACAAAAGGGUCAACACUUUGCAAGCAAGAAGCCUAUGGGAGCCUCCUGCACUGACAGCUGUGUCCUUUCAGACUGCUUGGUGCCCACGAGGGUGCAGGUUUCAUGCAA